AUGGUUGUACCAAAAAAGGGCUGCAGCCACGUGCAGCCUAUUCCCAGCACAAACUGUACCCAAUGCAUGCCCAAGGACAAGGCCAUUAAGAAAUUCGACAUUCGGAACAUAGUGGAGGCCACAGCAGUCAGGGACGUUUCUGAAGCAAGCGUCUUCGAAGCCUAUUUGCUUCCCGAACUGUAUGUGAAGCUACAUUACUGUGUGAGUUGCGCAAUUCACAGCAAAGUAGUCAGGAACCGAUCUCAUGAAGCCCGCAAGGAUCGAACACCCCCACCCUGA
Molecule: messenger RNA, 279 nt
Organism: Pongo pygmaeus (Bornean orangutan)
Lineage: Eukaryota; Metazoa; Chordata; Mammalia; Primates; Hominidae
Product: small ribosomal subunit protein eS26-like
Exons: 1
Coding region: 1-279 (92 amino acids)
Biological process (GO): translation
Cellular component (GO): cytosolic small ribosomal subunit; ribosome
Molecular function (GO): structural constituent of ribosome; mRNA binding
Source: RefSeq, a predicted model, not a curated record